AUGCCAACUGUUGAAGAUCCAAGUGGUGAACAAAACUUCAUUGCUCAUUGGAUGUCUGAUAGCUCCCAUGCAGGAGUCUUAUUAGAUCCUAGUUUUACUGGUUUGAAAAUCAACAAAGAAAAUUUGUUAUCUGGACCUGAAAACAUCACAGCUUUCCCUGCUGAAGCAUUGCAUCUUUCAGACAGCUGUUCUGUAAGUGAUGACUCCUUGUGUGAAGAGCCUGGCAGCUCUUGUACACUUCAGCAAUAUGCCACUGAAACAUCUUUUCCAGCAGCAGCAUGUAACGUAGAAGCGUCUAAAACAGACUUUGUCCGUGGUGAGGUGGAUGGUCAGAAUAAAUCCAAUCACAGUGAUCCACUCUUACAAAAGCUUGAACAGCUGAAGGAAUUGCAACAACAGAAACAGGAACAGCUAAAGAAACAACAGAUGGAGCAACUUCAAAGGCUAAUGGAAGAGCAGCAGAAGCUACUUAGCAUGGUAUCUGGCCAGACAGCAGUUUUUGGCUAUACACUAAUGGCUGAAAGUCAAAAGCUAAGACCUGGGCAUUCAGUGGGCUUAACAACUUUACACCAAUUGCUAUCAUCUGGGUAUCAGAAUAUUUUUGAAGACAGAGCUUGUGCUCUGAUUGUUUCUCCACAUACACAAGAUAGUAAUUUUUUACAAAAGUUAAACAACAAAGAAUGCACCUUAUCUUUGAAGAACAGUUUUUCAGGAGUGUCUGCCUGUGAGAAACAAGGAAAAAACAUGUGGUGUCCGGAACAAAAGAUGGAAAUAUUAAUGGAGAGUGAAGAUAAUCACGUUGAUCCUUUAUGUGUGGAAAGUGCAGAUCUCUCUGAAAAUUCCAGCGGACGAAAACAUUUGUGGACUAAUACAGAGGAAAGACCUAUUAAAGCUGCAAUUCAGGAGAAGAAACAGACAUUUGAAGAAUUCCUGGAAGAACAGAUACAACUAGAAAAGCAGCGUCUGGAGCAAACCCAGAAGUUACAGGCGACAAACGGAUCGGCCAUUCAAAAACCCGUGAUCAAACGACCCUUCCUGAAAAGAGGAGAGGGCUUAACAAGAUUCACUAAUGCCAAAUCUAAAAUGACAAAACUUGGAGAAAAUGCCCUAAAACUUCAACAAAGGGCUUCAGAUGACAGAAAUGUUAUUAAAGUGGACAGAUCACAAAUACAGAAGAAAACUGUGCCUCCUGGCAAUGAACUCGUUUCUGAGAACACUUUUGCACCAUGCAAAAAAUAUAAGCACCCUGAUAAACCAAAACAUUGUCUUAUUCAGAAGACCCUGGUACUUGGGAAUCACAAUGGAAAAAAUAUCUUGCCAUUAGAAACAAGAAUUGAACCAGGAAAAAAUCAUGAUGGACAGAUGAGAGAUUCUUUCCCAUUAGAAAUUAGCAACAAAAUAGAAAAUAAAGAGAACAUAGUAGAAUUUGCUAAGUCUAACACUGUCAAAAUUGGAAACAAAUUACCUGGCACAGAAAAUCCUCAGUUGUCUCAUGAGCUGGCCAGAGCCUUUUCUAAUUCUAAAUGUGCUGUAGGUCACCCUGUAAAAGAUUCAGAACUGUCUUUUGAAGUUUCAUUUCAGAAUAAGCUGGAAAACUGGGAAAAAGAAAAAGAAAAAGAGAAUCUAGAAUUAGAUGAAUUUUUGUUUCUAGAACAAGCUGCAGAUGAAAUAUCUUUCUCAAGUAAUUCCUCAUUUGUGCAAAGGAUCUUAGAUCAAGAUCAGCAAAUUUUAAAAGGCCGUAGAAUGUCUUCUACCCCUAUCAAGGCAAAACAGCAGCAAGUAAAGGUGCUGGCUGUUGAACUUAUAAAUAAGAAAAAUAAAAAGGCAGACUGUAUGACACAGGGCAAUAUAAAUGAUAGAGCAGUUAUGCAUACAGUCUCAAAUUCAGGGACAUCUUUUAGAAUGAAGGAUCCAUUGAAUAAAACAGACAGCGUAGUAUUUUCAGCUUCUUCCAUGACAGCAGCUCCUGCUUUAAAAAGUAAUCAAUGGAUUGUAAAUGAAGUUAAGGGUGAGGGCAAUGGUGAUACUACUACAGGUUCUGAGAGUGAAUUUGAGACUACAUUAAAGCAUGAAAAUGAAGAUGCUAAGACAUCCUUUAUGAGCCAUAGAGAAAGUGAUCCAGAAUUUUUUGAUUAUGGAAGUUCUGUUACAGACAACAGCAAAGAAGGCAAAAAUGGAGAUGCUGACCUUGGCUUCUCAGACAAAGGUUGCAGUAUACUGUCAAAACAAAAGAUUAGAAAACCCUCAGACCAUCACAGCAGCAUGUCUUGUAUAAGUAGGAGUAAGUUUGAGUUUGAUGAUGAAAGAACAUGGAGCGAUCUUGAUGAAAAUUAUGUUAACAGUGAUUUACCUGAAAAAUAUGCUAAAAUACCUUUACAGAUGGACUUUUCCAGUAAGAAUGUUACAACUGUCCCAGAUAAAGCAAUAAAGAGAAAAAUUGCCUCAAAGAGGGGAGAUGAAAUGUCCAAAGAGUCUGCAGUGGACGGUGAUUCAAAUAGACCUGUAUCAAACCUGAUGAUGAAACUGUUUCCUUCACUGAAACCGAAACAGAAGGCAGGCUGCCAUUCAGAGCAUGAAAUCAAAUCAAAUGAGGAACAGGAGCCAGGAGGAAACACUAUUCCAUCCCAGGUACUGAGAGAGAGACUUACUGAAUUGGAAACUGAAAUAGAGAGAUUCAGAGCUGAAAACACAACUAUAACUAAACUCCGUGAAGAAAGAGAGCAUGCCUUGGCAAAUAUCAGGAAAGAAAUUGCAGACUUUCAACAGCAGAAAGCCCAAGAACUGGCCGAAAUAGAAGAAUAUAAAAAAAAGGAAAUGAAAAAACUGCAAAAGGAGCGUAAAGUUUUUGAAAAAUACACCACAGAAGCUAGAGCAAUUCCAGAUAAAAAAGAACGUGAUGAAAUUCAGGCUUUAAAACAGCAGAUUGCAGAAUUACAGGAAGAUUUAAAGAGAAAAGAGGCAAAAUGGUCAACCACCCAUCGACGCCUGAAAGAUCAAAUAGAAGCUUUAGUAAAUGAGAAUAUGGAGCUAAAAGAGGAAGUCAGAAUUAUGGAGAGGUUUCGUCUAGAAGCCUGGAAGAAAGUAGAAGUUGCUGGAAGCAAGAGGAAAAUAGGAAGUUCUGGGAUGACUCAAAAAAGAGCAGAAUCUUGUCUGCCAAAUAGAGGCCCAAAAAGUCAGACUGCAUCUCCACUUCUUCCAGUACACAAGUGCAGCAAGAUAAAUGGCAAAAGUUAUUCACAGGCAAAAGGAAAGCUUUCUAGAACAUCUGCAUCAGGACCUGCUAGUGACAGAAGCAACUCUGAGACAAUGACAGCACUAGAAGAUUCUUCUAGGACUUUUAUGGUAGACACCUCUUCUAAUGAAGCUCAUGUGUCCCUACCAUCUGGACCUGCAUAUACAGACAGUGAAGAGAUACAGAGAGAAACUGCUUAUCCUGAUGGAAAGGUUGAAAAGGUUUUAAAAAAUGGCUGUCACCUCAUAUUUUUCCCCAAUGGGACAUGGAAAAAAGUGGGUUCUGAUGGGAAGACUGUAACUAUAACCUUCUUCAAUGGGGAUGUGAAGCAGGUUAUGCCUGAUCAAACAGUGAUUUAUUAUUAUGCUGAUGCUAAGACUACACAUACUACAUACUCCGAUGGCUUAGAGGUCUUGCAGUUUUCAAAUGGACAAAUAGAGAAGCAUUACCCUGAUGGUAAGAAAGAAAUUACCUUCCCUGAUCAAACGAUUAAAAAUUUAUUUACGGAUGGCCAAGAAGAAAGUAUCUUUCCAGAUGGUACUAUUGUUCGUAUUCAGCGAGAUGGAAGCAAAACUAUAGAGUUUAAUAAUGGCCAAAGAGAACUACACACAUCACAGUUCAAGAGACGGGAGUAUCCAGAUGGUACUGUCAAGACUGUGUACACGAAUGGACAGCAGGAAACAAAAUACAUCUCUGGGAGAGUAAGAGUAAAGGACAAGGAUGGUAAUAUUAUCAUGGACACUAAGUUGUAG
Molecule: messenger RNA, 3984 nt
Organism: Haliaeetus leucocephalus (bald eagle)
Lineage: Eukaryota; Metazoa; Chordata; Aves; Accipitriformes; Accipitridae
Gene: CPAP
Product: centromere protein J
Exons: 16
Coding region: 1-3984 (1327 amino acids)
Biological process (GO): cilium assembly; centriole elongation
Cellular component (GO): nucleus; centrosome; centriole
Molecular function (GO): tubulin binding
Source: RefSeq, a predicted model, not a curated record